AGUCUUAUUGAUGUUGGCCAGGAAAUGAAGAGUUGCAUGCUCACGGCGUAUGUCAUCUAGCAUUCUUCGACGACGAUUAUCCUACCUGGACCAAAGUCACCCCUUGUCUGCACCCGCCUGAGAUGAUCUUUAAGAAACCUCUCACGAAUGCUAUGGAUAUCUGGGAGGUUGCCUGCAUAAUAUGGUGGGUUGCGACUGGGGAUGACCUCUUCUAUUCCAGGCAAAAUAACCGUGAGAUUAUACCACAGAUUCAUGCAUUUUUAGGAUCAUCAUGUGCCGAUUGGCUAUUGGGUGCUUCUAUCGAGGGUAUAGUGAACGAAAUAUGGACAACCGCCCCUACCCCUGUUGAUUUCGACGUAAGAGAAAUGGUUCCCCUAGAGCAAGAGUUGAAAGACCUUCUCAGUGAUGAUGAAGAUGACGAAUAUGAUGACUUUGCAAAUUACACAGAGCAGCUUGGGAAGUUCAUGCGUAGGAUGCUGGUGGUAGAUCCGAAACAACGUCCAACGGCAGAAGAGCUUCUGGAGGACGAGUUUCUUCGUGAGAAAAAAACGGUUGGCGCAUAGAACAUGAGCCUUCACUCCCCACUCAAGAGGAUACUUUCACUGGACCAUUUUAGUUGUACACCCUGAACAUUCGUUUAGUGUCUCAGCCUUUCUAUCGUGUGUCUCAAUCUCAGUCCAGCAAUCAAUCAGA
Aaosphaeria arxii CBS 175.79 is the source of this 693-nucleotide messenger RNA. RefSeq lists its product as uncharacterized. Gene Ontology annotation, molecular function: protein kinase activity; ATP binding. The coding region runs from base 123 to 563 and encodes 146 amino acids. The transcript has 4 exons. Gene Ontology annotation, biological process: protein phosphorylation. The record is from RefSeq and is a predicted model, not a curated record. Lineage: Eukaryota; Fungi; Ascomycota; Dothideomycetes; Pleosporales.